Eucalyptus grandis is the source of this 1764-nucleotide messenger RNA. RefSeq names its product disease resistance protein TAO1. NCBI's taxonomy places the organism in Eukaryota, Viridiplantae, Streptophyta, Magnoliopsida, Myrtales, Myrtaceae. The record is from RefSeq and is a predicted model, not a curated record. The transcript is spliced from 3 exons. Bases 1 to 1764 code for a protein of 587 amino acids.
AUGUGGGAAAGUUGGGAGCUUUUUCCUGAAGAAGCCAUUGAAGUCCUCCAGAAGAUGUCUUUAAUAAAGAUUAAAGAAGACAACUGUAUUUGGAUGCGUGAUCAACUAAGAGACCUUGGACAUGAAAUCAUUCAUCAAGAGUGUGCUAUGAGAUCAGAGAAGCAAAGCAGAGUAUGGAAUCAUGAUGAUGUGUUUGAUCUUCUUAUGAGGACAAAGGGAUUAGAAAAUGUUGAAGCAAUUUGUCUCAAGUUUGAAAGUAAUUGUGAAUACAACAUUACAUAUGAAGUAUUUGCCAGUCUAUCAAACCUAAGGUUCUUGCAAGUGGAUCGCAUGGCAAAGAACUUAAAGGUUCUAAAUCUGACUGGAUGCAGAAAGUUAAAUAGAACGCCUGACUUCUCAUCUCAUGUAUUUUCAGAGAGAUUAAUUCUUGAAAGAUGUCGGAAGUUGGUCCAUAUUGAUAGAUCUAUUGGUCAGCUAAAGGAGUUAGUUUUCUUAAACUUAAAGUUCUGCACUAAACUCAGCAAGCUGCCAGAUGAGCUUGCUAAACUAGAAGCUUUAACAGAAAUUCUUGUGGAUGGCACAUCAAUAAAAGAAAUUCCCGAAUGGAAAGUAAUGAAGAAACUGGAAAUUCUUAGUGCUCGUAAUUGUAAAUAUUUGACUGAUUGUAGUUCAGUUGGCUGCUUAGCAUCAUUAUUGAAGCUUUCGUUUGUAGAAACUAAGAUUACUCAACUUUCAGAGUCCAUUGGGAACUUGCAAUCACUGGUUGAGUUGGAUCUAUCCCACUCACAGGUUCAAAUGCUACCUUCUUCGUUAGGAAAUAUGAAGAAUUUGAAAGUACUGAGAAUACGCUGCAGUACCUUGAGAAAACUACCCAGUGCCAUAGGACUAUUGGAUAAGCUUGAAGAGUUAGAUGCUGACUGCCGUGGAUGUUUGGAAUGGGAAAUGCCGAGCAAUAUCGGGAGAUUAAAAUUUCUAAGAGUCUUGAGACUGACAUACACUCGAGUUUCAGGAUUGCCCAAGCUUCCUGAAAGUCUGACCAGUCUUUACUUUGGCACUUGGUCAAUGAAGACAUUCCCAGAUCUCUCAAACCUAUCGAACUUAAGAGAUUUGAGUUUGGUUUUGUGGAGUUCAAGGAUGGACCAUUCUGAACUUGAGAAAACUUCUGGUCCUUGGUGGAUCGGAAGUUUACACAAACUAGAGUCUAUAUGGCCGGAAUCUCCUUACCUGACCACCCUAUCUUCAGACCUUGUCCUCCUUUCUGAACUCAAGGAACUUGAGCUCAGGUGUGAGUACAUGAAAUACCUUCCGAGGAUUCCCGCAAGUUUGUCGAGCUUAGUUAUAAAAGGUUGUUGGGAAAUGAAGACAUUGAUAGACCUUUCAAACUUGAGGGCACUAGCGGAUUUGGAAGUUACAUGUUGUGAAAUAACAGAGAUUCAAGGUCUUGAAGGCUUGGAGAAGCUGAGAUCAUUGAAGUUCUUUAGAGUUACAUCACUGGAAAAAUUGCCCGACCUCACUACCUUAAACAACCUCACGAAACUUAAACUGUAUAAUUGUCCUAAACUGGUUGAGAUUCAAGGCAGACUAGAAUCAUUGGAGAUGCUUCAUAUUGAGUUCUGCAGAGAUCUGGAAAAGCUACCGGCUCCAUCAAGCUUCAAGAAGCUAAAAUAUUUGAGGAUACAUGAGUGUGAGAAGGUAAAAGAUUUGCUGGGAUCUAAUGAUUGGAGGACUUUGAAGGAAGUCACUAAGUCUGAGCCAGAGAAGUAA